Annulohypoxylon maeteangense is the source of this 528-nucleotide messenger RNA. RefSeq lists its product as uncharacterized. The transcript is spliced from 2 exons. NCBI's taxonomy places the organism in Eukaryota, Fungi, Ascomycota, Sordariomycetes, Xylariales, Hypoxylaceae. The record is from RefSeq and is a predicted model, not a curated record. Bases 1 to 528 code for a protein of 175 amino acids.
AUGCUACCAACAUCAUUGGAAGAAACUUACAACCAAUGUAAAAUCGAUACCGAUGCGUUUUUAACUUGGUUAGACGACACGUACCGCGCUUGUGGUUAUACACCUCAAGCAACAUCUACAAUGUCGUCAGCACUAGGGAGACACAAUACAAGCUUGCCAAGUCGACGAAGAAAUAACAAUGCUUCCAGAUAUGCCACAUCGAUAAGGAAAUUAAGCGCAAAGAUUGAUGCUAUCAUUCAAUCACCUACCAUGAUACGGAUGCCACGAAAAGUCAGAACGAAGGUGGAACGGGCGAUUGACGGCCGCCAAACUUGUCUGGAAUGGUACGACCGUGUGGAUAAUAGAACGGAUGAAUUCGAUGUGUGCGGGCAUCGAUUUUUUAUCGAGUUUCUACAAGAGGCUCUGCGUAAAUUCGAAGAGAUAGAACCUAUGAUCACUUCGAUUCCCAAGCCUGCCCCCAAGCGGGAACCUGUAAUCUUUGAGAAUCGGUUCGCCCAAUUAGGCUUGGAUGACAUGUCUGAGACUUGA